AUGCCGUUCGUCAGCGAGGGAAAGUGUGUGAGCGUGGAGUGGGACUUCCUACAGGGACUACUGGCCAAACCCCCCACCCUGCCUUGUUUGCAGAACCUGCGGAAGGAGAAGUCUCGUAAUGCCGCUCGUUCCCGUCGCGGCAAGGAGAACUUUGAGUUCUUUGAGCUGNUCUCCUCCUCCAGUUUGCAGAACCUGCGGAAGGAGAAGUCUCGUAAUGCCGCUCGUUCCCGUCGCGGCAAGGAGAACUUUGAGUUCUUUGAGCUGGCCAAGAUGCUGCCUCUCCCCGGGGCCAUCACCAGCCAGCUGGACAAGGCCUCGGUCAUCCGUCUCACCAUCAGCUACUUGCACAUGUGCACCUUCGCCAGCCAGGGAGACCCGCCCUGGUGCCCCCUGCUGGAGGGAGAGAACCACUGCAGCAAAGUGCGACGCUCCUCCCACUCUCUGGCCACUGACAUGUUCGAACAGCACCUGGGAGCACACCUGUUACAGUCUCUGGACGGCUUUGUGUUUGUGGUAAGCUCGGAGGGACGAUUCCUCUACAUAUCAGAGACUGUUUCCAUCUACCUGGGCCUCUCACAGGUGGAGUUGAUGGGCAGCAGUGUGUUUGACUACAUCCACCCAGCGGACCAUGUGGAGAUGGCUGAGCGUCUGGGCAUCAGGCCCCACCUGAGGGCCGAGGCUGGCUGCCACGUGGCCCCUGAGAGCGCUUCCAGCUCUGCCUCCACAUCCUCCCUGGCAGGGACCCCUGAGCCUGCCCCCUCAAGCCCUCUCUCUCCAGGGAACGAACCGCCUGACCGAGGCUUCUUCAUCCGUAUGAAGUCCACCCUCACCAAGAGAGGCCUCCACGUCAAGUCCUCGGGCUACAAGGUCAGACCCAGUGGUUGCGGGGAAGGGUCAGGGGUGGUUGACCUAUGGCUUGUGGGUCUGUCCAAGUACCUACGUGCCACGCUGUGGCUCCAGAGAACAGUAGCAGGUCAACACGAGAGCCCCACUGGCAACAGCAACGUCAUCUGGGUAAACUACGUCAUCAGUCGAACAGAGCUCCCAGACACUCCCCUGGAUCUGCUGCAGCUCCCAGAGAGUCUGAGGGCAGAGCGUCUGAAAGCCAGCUCCUCCCCUUCGGAACUCUCGCCACAAGCCCGGGGUCCACAGCCAAUGAAAAGCUCUGUGUGUAAAGGUGACCCUGACUCUAAACUGAGAGAGAUCUAUAAUCCCGGAGUCCAGUCAGGGGACAGGAGGAAGCGUCCGCUGCGGUCUGACUCUGAAGGCGCUCCCCCGGAAACGCGGCGUCGCCUGGAAGAGUUCCGCCAGAGAGAGGGGAGUGUGUCCGCCUCCUCAGACAUGGGCAGUGAGAGCGAGGGAGAGGAGAGAGCGUGGGAGCAGGGGGGAGACAGCGCGAGGGUCAAACGAGAGGAGGGGCCUUCGAAACAAGGUGGGGAGACCCCAGUGAGGGGCGAAAGGGGUGGCAGGGUGCACAACGGCCGUGCGGUAAUCCAGCACCUUAAGAGUGUAGUGUCCUCGCCUCUCUCUGGUCCCCACAACAUCAAGACUGAACAUGAGGCACUGGCUGCAGGGGGUCGCUGGACACACACACAACCCCCACCCUCGCACACACACACCCCCUGCGGUAGCCUGAACGGCGACAGUCCCCCGACCCCUAUCCCAGACUCCUCCUCCAGCAGUGAAGCCCCACCCAAAGGUAUUUUCACCCCGCCCUCCCCCGCCAUGUCUCCUCCCAUGUCCGGCUCCUCCCCUCUACCUUGUGAGGAGCGGGGAAUGUUGUCUGGAGGCCGGGGGGGCGGGCCUGACUUUGAGCUGUUGCAGAGACUGGCAGCGGGGGGUGCUGCAGGACGGGUGCUCUUCCACCCCCUGACCCUCGGCCCCCAGGGGCCACAGAGCCUGUACGCCCCCAGUACCAUCCGCUAUGCGCCCCCAGAGCUGCCCCCCUCUCACCCCGGUGCUGAGGGGCUGCGCUCCGACCACCACAAGGGACCUCCAGCCUUCUACCCCCACCUCCAGAGGCUGGCCGGCCUGCCCUCCUUCAGUGGGUUCUCUGCCUCGGACAAUCCCUUCAACCCCUUCUGUAUGAACGGACUGAGGGGGGCCGCAGGGUCCGAGGAGGACUGAAAGAGAGGAGGGGCUUUAGAGAGACAUGGGGGCAGGACAUCGGGACAUGUGGGGUUGGGAAACUGAACAAAGGACCAUUUGCACAGCUUCCAUGGGGAGUCAGAUGGUGUCCAACACAGGUGACAGGAUGGGUGACACUCAAAGUGGACUUUGACACUUGACUUUACCCCACUAGCUGUCCAAGCUUUGUCCCCCUCUCUGCUCUACCAUAUCCUCUCUCCGCUGCUGUUAAAUGACUGUGCAGUGUUUCAUGUCUCUUUCUUCCACUCAGAAAAGCCAUAUUGUACAUAGAGACAGGACCAUACACACCUUCACUACUCCAUCCUCAGUAUUAUACCAACUGCUCCUGAGCCUGUCAGACUGACUUCUGUGUGAAUGAAAAAAAUAGGGGUAAAAAUGGAUGACAUUUUUUCACUUGUUUGUGUAAAAUACUGAAUCAUCUCUUAAACAGAGUUAGAAAUCAUACUCUGACACAAUAGUGGAAAUAUAGAGGUCUGAGCCUAUCUCAUGGACGCCCAAAAUGAUAUUUGAACACAUCUCGGGUACUCCUUCCUUCCAUAAAGUGAACCCCGCUGAAGAGGGUUUGAAACACUGAAAGCACAGAGGAGUGAGAGAGUCCCAGAUACAUUCCAUUCCACUCUGAGACUGUUCUGCCUGGGAAAGAAAGGUAUGGGAGGGGAACGUACAAUACCUCUACUGGCUGGUCACUUUGUAAUGUUUUCAGUCUUGUAAAAACUGAAAAUGGUCCUACAGAAUGAAGUGUUGUGAAAGUUAAAGACGCUGGGCUGUGCUGUGUAUGAGAUGAAAGCCUUAUUCCUAUUAUAUUGUCAUGUUGUUGUCAUAGGGUGAAGUGGGAGAGGUGUAAAAAUGAUUGUCUUACUAGAGGACAUACUUUGGGAAAUGCCACAGUUUAAUUCAGAAACCCUCAACAAAUGUAUUAGAAGUGAAGGGUUUGGGGAGGAAUCUUUUUUUUUCUCUCACAAUAUUUGUCCCGAGCACUUACUGAAAUUAGUUGUGAACACAUAGCACUUCAUCUUUUGAAUUUCCUUGUGUGUAUUAAGAAUUAAAUACAAGAGUGGUCAAGAUGAAUACCACAAACGGCCCACAAAAUGUAGGGUCAUUUAAAGAAAGACCACAGGAGUUUAAUACAUGGUCAUUAAACGUGUGGUCAUUCAAACAUGACCAUGGGGAUUUAGUACAGUUGAUGGUCAAUAAAAAAAGAACUCACUUUUUGUUCUCAAAGUGAAACAUCCAUAUUAGGUCAUUAGAGGUGGAGUGGAAAACAGGGGUCAAAUAUUCAUAUAUUAAAUCAUAUCAAAUAUAUACAUUUUUAUACUCAUCACCAGAAAUUCCAUCCCAAAAUAUUGUGAGGUCAUAAAAGAAAGACAUCCCAAACUGAUAUUAAAGAGAGAUUAAAAUGUCCCGAUCCUAAAUCGCUAUCCUGGUCAUAAAUGAAGUGUUACUGAUGGACUGGGUUGGAUGUCGGCUGUACAAGACCAUAUCUGGCAUACAAGGGGUUGUCUGUGCGCCGGUUAUAAUUCCACUGGCUCUACUACAAUAAGACCAGAUAAAAACCCUAGGCAUCACUGUGACUCUAACCCGUUUCUGUUCAAAUAUUUGUGAAUAUACCAUCCACUUCUGAUCUUCAAAUUAAAAUGAACCAAUGUAUAAAAACUAUCAAACUGAUGACGAUAAUAAAAUAUUCCAUUAGAGGAGCACAAAAAAGAUUUUUGA
Molecule: messenger RNA, 3861 nt
Organism: Salvelinus sp. IW2-2015
Lineage: Eukaryota; Metazoa; Chordata; Actinopteri; Salmoniformes; Salmonidae
Source: RefSeq, a predicted model, not a curated record